GGAAACGUGUCUCACGCUGCAGUGUUUCCGGUUUCAAGACGGUCGCCGAAGCCGUUUGUGAGACAUUCUCCACAUUGCUCUGCCCGGCUCGUGGUUUUUCUUAACCUGGAUGUGACGUAUUAAAGGACCCGACGGAAAUAGAGCUAAAGGCGUUCUAAAAUGGCCAACCGUACGGUGAAGGAUGCGCACAGCAUCCACGGCACCAACCCUCAAUAUCUGGUGGAGAAGAUAAUUCGUACGCGAAUCUAUGAGUCCAAGUACUGGAAAGAGGAGUGUUUUGGACUUACGGCUGAACUUGUAGUCGAUAAAGCUAUGGAGUUACGGUUUGUUGGUGGCGUCUAUGGUGGCAACAUAAAACCAACUCCCUUUCUGUGUUUAACCUUGAAGAUGCUUCAAAUUCAACCUGAGAAGGAUAUUAUUGUAGAGUUUAUAAAAAAUGAAGAUUUCAAGUAUGUGCGCAUGUUGGGGGCGCUCUACAUGAGGCUGACAGGCACCGCAAUUGAUUGCUACAAAUACUUGGAGCCUUUGUACAAUGACUAUCGAAAAAUCAAGAGCCAGAACCGAAAUGGGGAGUUUGAGCUGAUGCAUGUAGAUGAAUUUAUUGAUGAACUAUUGCACAGUGAGAGAGUCUGUGAUAUCAUUCUGCCCCGGCUACAGAAACGCUAUGUGCUAGAGGAAGCUGAGCAACUGGAGCCUCGAGUUAGUGCUCUAGAAGAGGACAUGGAUGAUGUGGAGUCCAGUGAAGAGGAGGAAGAGGAGGAUGAGAAGUUGGAAAGAGUGCCAUCACCUGAUCACCGCAGGAGAAGCUACCGAGACUUGGACAAGCCCCGUCGCUCUCCCACACUGCGGUACAGGAGGAGUAGGAGCCGGUCUCCCAGGAGGCGGAGUCGAUCUCCCAAAAGGAGAAGUCCCUCCCCCCGCCGAGAAAGGCAUCGGAGCAAGAGUCCAAGACGUCACCGCAGCAGGUCUCGAGAUAGACGGCAUAGAUCCCGCUCCAAGUCCCCAGGUCAUCACCGUAGUCACAGACACAGGAGCCACUCAAAGUCUCCUGAAAGGUCUAAGAAAAGCCACAAGAAGAGCCGGAGAGGGAAUGAGUAAUGGACUCAGUUUGGUUUUAAUUCAAAUGGCCUCCUGUGGAUAUGAGUAUCUGUCUAUGUGGAAGGAUUAAGAUCUGCUCCCCAGGCAGCUAUAAGAAUAUUUCAGUUUUUUCUUACCAAGUUUCUCCAUUUUUUUUUUUAAGUGAAAGAGGUGCUGAGUUUUUUUUUCUCUUUUUGAAUCAUAAUUAACAUCUUUGAGGGAUGACAAUAUUUCCUGAGGUCAGUUUUUGACCCAACCAACCUUGACUGUAUUCAAACUUGAGCAGUAAAUAGGAUCUGGGAAUUGGGGACGUGAAUGACAAGAAAAGGAUGUGGCCACCUGGUGACCCUUUUGUUUUUGUUAUUAAACCUGACAUAGCCAUUUCCUA
Cynocephalus volans (Philippine flying lemur) is the source of this 1465-nucleotide messenger RNA. RefSeq names its product pre-mRNA processing factor 38A (gene PRPF38A). The transcript has 10 exons. The record is from RefSeq and is a predicted model, not a curated record. Gene Ontology annotation, cellular component: precatalytic spliceosome. The coding region runs from base 160 to 1098 and encodes 312 amino acids. Lineage: Eukaryota; Metazoa; Chordata; Mammalia; Dermoptera; Cynocephalidae.